GAAUUUAAAACAUUCGGUACCUGUCUGUGACGUCACACUUGGCCGAUCUGUCAAAAAUCUACAGAGUGACAGUUUACCUUGUUUGUACUUUUUAUAACAAAAUAAAUUAUUGAUUGAUCUCAUUUUGCAAUAAACACAAUGUCUGUUAAUGAAAGAGUACGUGAAGAACUUGAAGCUUUGGAGGCAAUAUUGAUGGAUGAUAUUACUAUUACCUACAAUGAAGAAGGUUACCCUGUGCUAGUCAAAACUACAAUAUUCCCUUCAACAGCCGACGAUAUAGAAAAACAGUAUGUUUGUGUUACAUUAGAAGCUAAGUUACCGGAAGAAUAUCCAGAUACACAACCAAUUAUACAACUAAGGAAUCCCAGAGGCUUAGAUGAUUCCACAAUAAAUCAUUUGCAAAGAUCUAUUACAAAUAAAUGUGAUGAAUUUGUGGGCCAGUCAGUUAUGUUUGAAGUUAUAGAGUUAAUAAGGGAAACAUUAACUAAAAGUAAUUUGCCAACUUGUCAAUGUGCUGUUUGCUUAUAUGGAUUUACAGUAGGAGACAGUUUUACUAAAACUCCAUGUUUUCAUUAUUUCCAUUCCUAUUGUCUUUCAAAACAUUUAAUAACUACAGAGAGGAUAUACCAAGAAGAACAGGAUAAAUUACCGACAUGGCAAAAGAGCACUAAAGGAUUCCAGGCAACUUGCCCAGUUUGUCGUGAACAAAUAAACUGUGAUGUUGAACAGUUGAAAACAUCGCUUCCACCUAAAGACUUAGAAAAUGCUCAAAACUUUGAAGUUACCAAUGAUUUAAGAAUGUUACAAGCUAAAAUGAAGGAAUUGUUUAUCUACCAAAAGAAAAGAGGUGGAAUAAUUGAUAUUGAAGCACAAGAAAAUAAGUUACUAUUAAUUACUGAAUCCAAUGAAAAUUCAACUCCUCCUGGUGAAGAUCCAGGACCUAGUCUUACAAAUAAUGGUGCAAUGGAUGCUGGUGUACUUGGUGGCCAAAAAUGUGAUAGUAAAUUUAAUGUCAAUAGAUGACCAAGGCAUUCCAAGAAGUCAGUGACUAAAUUUAUAGGUGUCAUAUUCAAUAUAAUAUGUAUUUGUGCUCUCUAGAUAAGUUGCAUAUUAGGAAUACUCCUUUUUAAUUUUUAAUUUAUUUUUUAAAUUAAUAAACUGUAUAACCUUUA
Aethina tumida (small hive beetle) is the source of this 1172-nucleotide messenger RNA. RefSeq names its product E3 ubiquitin-protein ligase RNF25. Gene Ontology annotation, molecular function: protein binding; ubiquitin protein ligase activity. Gene Ontology annotation, cellular component: nucleus. The transcript has 6 exons. NCBI's taxonomy places the organism in Eukaryota, Metazoa, Arthropoda, Insecta, Coleoptera, Nitidulidae. Bases 139 to 1023 code for a protein of 294 amino acids. The record is from RefSeq and is a predicted model, not a curated record. Gene Ontology annotation, biological process: protein ubiquitination.